This is a messenger RNA of Passer domesticus (house sparrow), 3212 nucleotides long. Its product is annotated as cytochrome P450 7A1. NCBI's taxonomy places the organism in Eukaryota, Metazoa, Chordata, Aves, Passeriformes, Passeridae. Bases 940 to 2481 code for a protein of 513 amino acids. The record is from RefSeq and is a predicted model, not a curated record. Gene Ontology annotation, cellular component: intracellular membrane-bounded organelle. The transcript has 8 exons. Gene Ontology annotation, biological process: cellular response to glucose stimulus; bile acid biosynthetic process; cholesterol homeostasis. Gene Ontology annotation, molecular function: heme binding; iron ion binding; cholesterol 7-alpha-monooxygenase activity.
GCCGUUGCAUUCCCUGCUCCAUCUGCUGGAGCAGCCCAGAACAGCUUGUAGUGUUCACCCAGACAAUUGGAUUGCUGCGAUCGUCUCCUGGCUUGUUACCCAACUACCUUUCUUCAAAUAAUUACUUGGUAGCAGUGAGCUGCAUCAUUUUUGUAAUGACAUCUCAGGUUUGAUUUCUCCCUGUUAAGUGUUUUGAGCACCUGCAAUUGCACAUUUAGAUGUAACAGGAUAAUGUAGAAACUUCUGCUUUGUUAUGAAAUGAUACAAUACAACUCAACUCCAGUUUAAAAACAGAAAAAAUUGCUUUAAGAAGAUGCAGUUCACUGCACUGGAUGAAUGGUAAUAACUCCUCGUGGUUUAUUUUACAGCCAUUUCCUUUUCCUGCUUGGGUUCCCAUAUGAGUCCUCUUUUGUCUCCACUUUCAUAAUUGCUCUCUUUACAGCUUCUCCUCAGCAACACUUAGAAAAAGACAAAUGUUGUUAGAGGAAGUAAGUCCACCUCCGCAGCCAUCCCUUUGCCCAACUGCUGAACCCUGCCGUUCCCUCUCGCAGUGGCACCAGAGCCAGGGCAGCCCACAAGGAGAAGGGAGGGGGAACAGGCUGGCAGCUGAAGGGCAGCACGGGCUGCAGCCACCACUUAGCACAGCCUGAAUCUCCUGGACACCGGUCAGUAGCCAUUUCAUAUAUUGCUAAACUUGAACUAUAAACUGCAAUUGGUAAAUCUGCAGGAUUAAUCAAAAUACACCUGGCUAACCUUCGAAUUAUCAACUAUUACAGCUGUUUGGUUACUUUGGAACUGCUACUGCUACGUGACAUUAGCUCAAGGCCAGAUCUGCAACUGUCUGCAUCAAUCUGGCGAAGCUCUCUGCAGAAAGUAACCUCACCUGCCAUCCUGGUAGUUACCCAUUUUCCACUUGGAAGCUUUUGGGCAUUACCAGAAAUGUUCCUAACAUCCUGGAUCUGGGGAACAGCAGUAAUACUUUGUUGUGUGUCUUGGUUUCUUCUAGGGAGGAGGAGAAGGCGGCAAGGUGAGCCACCACUUGAAAAUGGGUUCCUUCCAUACCUGGGCUGUGCCUUGAAGUUUGGUGCCAACCCCCUUGAAUUCCUCAAAGAAAAGCAGAAGAAGCACGGCCACAUCUUCACUUGCCAUGUAGCAGGGAAAUACAUUCAUUUCCUCACUGACCCUUUUUCAUACCAUGCAUUGAUGCGCCAGGGAAAACACUUGGACUGGAAAAAGUUCCACUUUGCUACUUCUGCCAAGGCUUUUGGGCAUGGUAGCAUUGACCCAGCGGAGGGAAACACCACUGAAAAUUUUCAUCAGACUUUCAUUAGAACCCUUCAAGGCAAUGCCCUAGAUGCCCUCAUUGAAGCAAUGAUGGAAAACCUACAGUAUGUCAUGCUGCAGUCAAGAGCACCUAAGCUUCAGUCUAAUGCCUGGGUGACAGAAGGACUUUAUACCUUCUGUUGCCAAGUGAUGUUCGAGUCUGGCUUUUUAACACUUUUUGGUAAAGAAUUAAAUUCAAAUAAUGACAAAAACCUAUCAUCAAAGCAGGAAACUGAGAGAGCUCAUAUCCUAAAUGCCCUUGAAAACUUCAAGGAAUUUGAUAAGAUUUUCCCAGCCCUCGUGGCAGGGCUGCCUAUCCACCUCUUCAAGAGUGCCCACAGCGCACGUGAGAAGCUGGGAGAGGCUCUCCUGCACAAGAACCUCCUGAAAAGGGACAACCUGUCUGAGCUUGUCACCCUCCGCAUGUUCCUGAAUGACACCCUGUCAACCUUCGAUGACAUGGAGAAAGCCAAGACCCACGUGGCAGUGCUCUGGGCCUCUCAAGCAAACACCAUUCCUGCCACCUUUUGGACCUUGUUCUACCUUCUUAAGAAUCCAGAAGCAAUGAGAGCCGCUACCAAAGAAGUGCAAAGUGUUUUGGAAAGUGCUGAAGAGAGUAUCAGCUUAGAUGGCAAACAUAUUUCCUUGAACCGGAAACAGCUGGAUAAUAUGCCUAUUCUAGACAGCAUCAUCAAGGAGGCAAUGAGGCUCUCCAGUGCAUCCAUGACUUUCCGAGUGGCCAAGGAGGAUUUCACUUUGCACUUGGAGAAUGACUUUUACAACAUUCGUAGAGAUGACAUUGUAGCUCUUUAUCCUCAGCUGCUGCAUUUCGAUCCAGAAAUCUAUGCUGAUCCCUUGACAUUCAAAUACGAUCGCUUCCUGAACGAGAAGGGAGAGGAGAAGACCGACUUCUACCGGAACGGCCGGAGGCUGAAGCAUUACUACAUGCCUUUUGGGACAGGCAUAGCAAAGUGCCCGGGCAGGUUAUUUGCUGUCCAUGAGAUCAAACAAUUUUUGGCUCUGAUUUUUUCAUAUUUUGAGAUAGAGCUCGUGGACAGCAAUGUGAAGUGUCCCUCUCUAGAUCAAUCCCGUGCAGGACUGGGUAUUUUGCAGCCAUCCAAUGACAUUGAUUUCAGGUAUAGGCUGAAAUGCUUAUGAAUAUAUAUUUUGUACUAUGCAUAUACACUAUGUACUAGUAGUACAUAAAUACACUGUAUAUACUAACAGUACUAAAUACACUGUAUAACACAUGCUUUAUAUACAUUUUAUGUAUAUAUGCAAAUGAAAUGUUUCAAGUCUUGGGGGAAAAUCUAUGUGAAGAUGCUAAUUCACCAUUUUAAUGAAAAAGGUGCACCAGUGUGCCACCAGCAUGCAGUGGAUUUAAUGCUCUCGUUUGAUGCAAAUGUCUCCCUUUUUACCAACCAUUUUGAAAGGCAAGAUUUUCCAUUGUGUGUAUACAGCAGCUGGGUUGUUGGUUUGUUUUCUUUUCUGUCAGCAAAUACUUUCCCACAGGUUGAAUAUCAUGAUCUAAUUCAUAAUAAUUUCAAAAUUGUACUACAGUUAAAAUAUAUUCUUUUCUAUAAUUGAAAUAUUGGGCAGGGGGGUGGGCCUCCUCACAGGUGAAAUAAAGUUUUUGUUGUACAAAGGCAGAUUCACAGUGGGGAGGGGAGAGUUUCCUGGGGAAUUACAUUUAUGGUUUUAUGAAAAACUGGAAGACUUGAAAAAAAACCUACAGAAAUAUUCACGUUCAAGUGAACCUGCAAAACUUGUAUUAUAUUCUUUGUAAGAUAAUUAUUUUUAGAAAGUGCUAACUGUAUUAAAAUAAAUUAUAUUGGCUGAACCAAAUGCAUCUCUAGACUCUUUGUUGUUUUAACAUCUUAACAUUAUCA